UGACACCUCCCAUUUCCACCUUCAUCUAAAACUCACUUCCUCCAUCACAUAAAGAGAUCUACCCUAGACUACCGGCUCCUACUCCUCUCUGGCGACACAGCAGAACCAAGCAGGGAGCCUGACUGAGCAGAACAUUUCCCCAUCACUAAAACAGGUCACCAUGUCCAGGAAGGUAGUCAGGGCCAGUAAGUUCCGUCAUGUCUUCGGCCAGGGGGUGAAGGCUGACCAGUGCUACGAUGACAUCCGCAUCUCCCAGAUGACCUGGGACAGCAACUUCUGCUCUGUCAACCCCAAGUUCGUGGCCAUGAUUGUGGAUGCCAGCGGAGGAGGGGCCUUCCUAGUGCUGCCUCUGAACAAGACGGGUCGUAUUGACAUGUCCCAGCCCACAGUCUGUGGACACACGGGCCCAGUGCUGGACAUUGAGUUCUGUCCCCACAACGACAACAUCAUCGCCAGUGGUUCAGAGGACUGCAGUGUCAUGAUUUGGGAGAUCCCGGAGGGUGGCCUGGUCACGCCCUUGAACGACCCCGUGGUGAAGCUGGAGGGGCACUCCAAACGCGUGGGCAUCCUCAGUUGGCACCCCACUGCCCACAAUGUGCUCAUGAGCGCAGGCUGUGACAACGUGGUGAUCCUGUGGAACGUGGCGUGUGGAGAGGCCAUGGUGAGGAUCGACUCGGUCCACCCUGACCUCAUCUACAGUGCCUGCUGGAACAGGGACGGCUCCCAGAUCCUCACCUCCUGUAAGGACAAGACCAUUCGUGUGCUGGACCCCCGCAAGGGCACAGUCAUCGCUGAGAAGGAGAAGACACACGAAGGCUCCAGGCCUGUCAAGGCUGUGUUUGUGUCCGAUGGGAAGAUCCUGAGCACCGGCUUCAGUCGCAUGAGUGAGAGACAGGUGGCACUUUGGGACCCGAAGAGCUUUGGGGAGCCACUCACCCUGCAGGAGUUGGACACCAGCAGUGGUGUCCUAUUGCCCUUCUUUGACCCUGACACUGGUGUCGUCUACCUCUGUGGCAAGGGUGACAGCAGUAUCCGGUACUUUGAGGUGACGGAUGAGGCUCCCUAUGUUCACUACCUGUCCAUGUACAGCAGUAAGGAGAGUCAGAAGGGCAUGGGCUACAUGCCCAAGAGGGGCCUGGAGGUCAACAAGUGUGAAAUCGCCAGGUUUUACAAGCUCCAUGAGAGGAAGUGCGAGCCCAUUGUCAUGACGGUGCCCCGCAAGUCUGACCUGUUUCAGGAGGAUUUGUACCCAGACACCAUGGGUCCAGAGCCGUCUGUGGAGGCCAAUGAGUGGUUUGAAGGCAAAGAGGGCCAACCUAUCCUGAUCUCGUUGAAGGACGGUUUUGCGACAACCACCAAAUCCAAAGAGUUCAAAGUUCACAAAAGUCUUCUGAAGACCACAUCAGCAGCCAUGGGGCAUCAGCACGGUAACACUGGGGAGGUACAUGCCUUGCAGAAGGAGGUGAAGACUCUGAAGGAAACAGUAGAGGAGCUGACCAAGCGCGUGAGCGAACUGGAGAGCAAGAAUUGAAACAGAGCCCUUGGGGUCGAGAUGGAGCUGGUGGAGAGAGAGAAGGAGGUGUAAAGAGGAGAAGAUAAAGAGGAGAUGAAAGUCAAAUAGUAAUAAAUAGUUGGGGAUGUUUGAAGGAAAGAUGUUUAAAGGGAGAGUUGGAGACAGGAUCCAUCAAUAUCAGCAGCCAAAUAUUUUCGGGUCUGGAAGCUUGAAUUCGUUUUUUGGUGUCAGUUGUCACAUUUAUAGAGACUUGUUUUUAAUAUAUGCUCUUACAUAGUUGGAAAUAAAAGUCCUUAAUAUUUUCCAAAA
Molecule: messenger RNA, 1822 nt
Organism: Oncorhynchus gorbuscha (pink salmon)
Lineage: Eukaryota; Metazoa; Chordata; Actinopteri; Salmoniformes; Salmonidae
Product: coronin-1A-like
Exons: 11
Coding region: 161-1531 (456 amino acids)
Biological process (GO): actin filament organization; cell migration
Molecular function (GO): actin filament binding
Source: RefSeq, a predicted model, not a curated record